UCGAGCGCCCAGCGCAAACAUUUUCAUUGGGCCAACCGCGACCGGCGCCCGCAGUGACUCCCCGCUCCCGCUUGGGCGUUUGAUGCGCAAUUAAAAGCGAUCCCGCGCCCCGCCCGCCCUCGUCGUCUUUCUUCGAACAUGUCCGUCACCGUCGUGUUAGGAGCGCAGUGGGGAGAUGAGGGCAAGGGCAAGCUCGCCGACAUCCUCGCCCACUCGUCCAAGCUCUGCUGCCGCGCCCAGGGCGGAAACAAUGCCGGCCACACCAUCGUCGUCGACGGCGUCACCUACGACUUCCACAUCCUGCCCUCGGGCCUCGUGAACCCGGGCUGCGUCAACCUCAUCGGUAGCGGCUGCGUCGUGCACGUGCCGAGCUUCUUCAAGGAGCUCGAGGCGCUGGACGCAAAGGGCCUCCACACGGAUGGCAGGAUAUACAUCAGCGACCGCGCCCAGGUCGUCUUCGACAUGCACCAGCUGGUCGACGGGCUCGAGGAGGUCGAGCUCGGCGGCGGGCUCAUCGGCACCACCAAGAAGGGCAUCGGCCCAUCCUACAGCACCAAGAUGACCCGCAGCGGCAUGCGCAUGUGCGACAUCUUCAACGAGGACAAGUUCGAGGCGGGCAUGCGGCGGCUGGCCGACGGCUACAAGAAGCGCUUCGGCGACCUGCUGCAGUACGACGUCGAGGAGGAGAUCAAGCGAUACAAGGAAUACCGCACCAAGCUCCAAGACUACGUCGUCGACCAGGUCCCGCUCCUCGCCUCGGCAAAGGAGAAGAAGACUCCCAUCCUCGUCGAAGGCGCAAACGCCCUCAUGCUCGACAUCGACCACGGCACGUAUCCCUUCGUGACCUCGUCCAACACCGGCCUCGGCGGCGUCAUGACUGGGCUGACGCUCGGCUGGCGUUCCAUCCGCGAGGUCAUCGGCGUCGUAAAGGCCUACACCACGCGCGUGGGCUCGGGUCCGUUCCCCACGGAACAGCUCAGCGCCGACGGCGAGAAGCUGCAGCAGGUGGGCCACGAGGUCGGCGUCACCACCGGCCGGAAGCGGCGCUGCGGGUGGUUGGAUCUUGUGGUUGUGAAGCACAGCCAUGCGUGCAACGACUACACGGCCAUCAACCUGACCAAGCUCGAUGUCCUCGACGACUUCGACGAGCUCAAGGUUGCGACGAGCUAUGCGUACAACGGGCAGACGCUAGAUUAUUUCCCUGCUGACACGGAGAUCCUAUCCAAGGUCGAGGUGCACUACGAGACGCUGCCGGGCUGGAAAACGGCGACUACGGGAAUCAAGACGUGGGCCGACUUGCCCGAGAACGCGAGGAAGUACAUUGAGUACAUUGAAAAGUUCAUUGAUGUGCCGGUGAAGUGGAUUGGCGUAGGCCCGGCGAGAGAUCACAUGAUUUCCCGGUAGGGAAUGUAGUUCGGAGGAUGUCCUGGGGCGAAUUACGCGAAGUGGUAGGGUUCUCAUCAGGGCACUUCCCGCAAUGGGAACUGAGAAGGUCGUCCUCGACCAAUGCCCGGAAUUGUACGCUCGUAUGCGAUAGAAUAUAGAUGGAUUAUUUCCCGCACUUUCACGUAGGAUUUUUGGGCUAUAGCCAAUCGACCCAAAUGCUGCG
Molecule: messenger RNA, 1609 nt
Organism: Paraphaeosphaeria sporulosa
Lineage: Eukaryota; Fungi; Ascomycota; Dothideomycetes; Pleosporales; Didymosphaeriaceae
Product: Adenylosuccinate synthetase
Exons: 2
Coding region: 139-1404 (421 amino acids)
Biological process (GO): IMP metabolic process; 'de novo' AMP biosynthetic process
Cellular component (GO): cytoplasm
Molecular function (GO): GTP binding; adenylosuccinate synthase activity
Source: RefSeq, a predicted model, not a curated record